AUGACUGGUAUGGUUUCAAUAUUUGGUUUCAACUUAUUGUAUGGGCUGUAUUUUAAAGAUAUAUCCAUUGAGCGCAUGUUGCUGGGCCCAGGUCUCUGUCAAGAAGGUAAAAGAGACGACAGCCAUGUUGAAAAUGUUGUACGACAGGCAGUUGCGGACGAGUUCAGCAGUGAAAUUCUCACGAACAGGACCAGAGCUUAUUUAUCCUGUGCUUCUGGCGAGAUGGUCAUAAAGAUGAAUUUUUCCGAACCGUUCCGAGGAGUGACUUACACAGACUAUGAUAGGAGCGGCCCUUGCAAAUUUUAUGGCGACGGAAGGCAGUAUUAUGAACUGCGGAUACCACUUAAAGGGUGUGGUACUAAGCAGGAAGCACCAAGAGUUUUCAUCAACAAUAUAAUUGUCCGCUUUCAUCGAUCUUUGGAACUUGAAGAGGAUGAAAUCAAAACAAUCAUCUGCCGCUAUCCCCCUCCUUUGGCACCUAUUCCUCCACCAAUCGUUCAGCCUUUACCGACUGCUGCUGUGCCAGCUAUCGUUCCUCCGAAGUUGUCUGAAGUGGAACUACUCCUUAUCAUCUGUGCAUUACUGUUCCUGACUCUUCUGUUGCUUGGAAUUGGAAUUGCUUACUACUGCCUCAAAAAGAGAAACAUUAAAGUUAUUAAAAAGAGGAAAGCUAUCUCAUCCGGUCCUGGAUCUGAAAUUACCAAGCUUAGUGGAUCUACGAUGGGCACGUUGUCCAUGUUUGAUCCUAUUCGCAUACCCAGGGCUAUUGCACAAUCCACUUCUGGCUCUGAAGCUGCUCUCCUAACUUCCCUCUCUUCUCAAAACGGAUCUGGUGAUCACAGCGAUACGAUACCAUCUGACUAUCCGAGUGAAUCUCCUUCUUCUGUCAAUUCUGAUGUUGAAGAAAUUGAAGGAGGACGACGCAUGAUGAUAAAUGAUGUAUCUACUAUGAGAGGAGAUCAUUUUAGGUAUGAAAAUACCGCUUUUAUCUCUGACGAAGCAAGUACUAUUUCUGGAUAUCCAGAGGAUCAAGAAAAGGCAAACAGUGUAUCAUCUAUACCGAUUCAACAAAUUUUGAAACCCAUUGAAGCACCACGAAAGAAACUAAAACCUAAAGUGGCAAGAGAACAAGUUUUGACAACUAUUUCCGAAAGAGAAGAUGCUGCGUUUCAACGAGAAGCACUUCAGAAAACUUAUGCUGCUGUUAAGCAAAUUCCUCAAGAACUGAUUCCUCCCGUUAGAUACACGCAAACGUAUGUACGUGAAGCACCACCUAAACCACCUUCAUCUUACGCUCCUUCGUUGUAUGGAAGUAUUCCAGAUAAUGACAAUCGUUCUCAAGCUGAGUUUAUUGAAGAUGUACCAAUGGCAGCUCGCAAACCGCCUUCGUCUUAUGCACCUUCACUGCAAGGCAGCAUUCCCGAUAAUGAUAUUUGGUCACACUCUGAACUGGAAAGUGAAGUUGCUGUAAUGCCCUACACUCGUAAACCUAAACGUGAAACUGCAACAGUUACUGAUUACUUUUUGAGUUCCCAGAAGACUACUGAUAUAGAAGAUGACAUUUCUCAAUUACGAAAGACAACUACUCUUCAACAUAAACCUAAGCCACCAUCACCUCAACCGGAACCUUUGUCUGAUAUUGAGAUCAUUGAGCCCUAUGUAUCAAAAGCACUAGUACCCAAGCCAAAACGAGUCAUUCAGAACAUUGAUGAUGUGUAUUUAACCACUACUACAGAAGUACAUGCAACUGAAACUGUUACAAAGAAAGUUAAAGAUACGAUUGCCCAGCAUGUGAAAUCACCUCCUCAGUCAACUGAGCCACCAUCCUCGUCAGAUAGCCAACCUCCUAACUGGGAUGUCACUAUAAGGCAUUAUCCGAAUCGAACCCCUCCUGGUUAUACUGAAAUCGAUGAUAAACUUUCAGAGCAUCGUUGGGACACAUAUUCUGAAGUGAGUGAAAAGUUCAAGGAUGCAGAAAGUACAAUAACGGAAGUCAAUCACAGAACUCGGCAUCCAUCCCAUCCGCAUAGUCCAGGUCCAGCAUAUAAUGUUACAAAGACGAUACCACAUCCAACAUACACAAGUGUUAUCUUUAAAAUCUUAGAGCCUCCUCCAGUGGAAGGCGUGGAACAACUAACACCAAUAAUAAAAGAAAAAUGGAGAACUGUUAUAACAACUGAUGAAACAUUUAGAUCUCUAGUUCAAGAAGCAACUACUGUGGAAGAGUAUAUUCGAAUUACGAAAGAUUCGCGAUAUGAAAAAAUGUUUGACACCAGAACAUGGAAUGUUAUAAUCAGAGCUCUGAGUACACCGGAUGACCGCUAUCCUCCAGCUCAAAGUGAACCUCCGUUGGAUAUUCGAAAUCCACGAUAUAAGAAGAAAAACGAAUUCGAACAUCCGCGAAAUCGUCGAAGUUCACUGCCACCGGUUACAGAAUUAUCUCUUGCGCGUGAUGCUCCUCCAUCCAGUUGUGGCAGCGUACGAUCUAGAAGGACUUCAAGGUCAGGUUCUGUACCCGAAUACGAUUUGCGAUCGAUGACAGAAAUCGAUGUCGAUUUUGCUCACGCAGAUCGAGAAUCUCUUUGGAGUGUGGACACAGGCUACACGUAUAAAACAUCUCGAAGUCUUGCCGAGAGGUCCACUUCAGAGUUCCUGGAAGAUGUGCCAACAAUGAUAGCAGAACGCCCUCCUCAACAUAGGGGUGUUCAAGAACAAUAUUACCGCGAACAGACUGCAGCAGAGUUUGUCAGUUCUCACGACUCUUAUCUUCGAGAAUCUGCUCAUGCAGAAUUCAAUAGAGACAAUUAUUUGCGUACAGAACAGCAUUCGCAAUUCACAAAUAGGCCUUCGAAUGAAUUGUUUGGUAGUACGCCCACAAUGUCGCUGCCAAACCUUAGGCAGGUUUCAACAGAAGUUUCCUCAAUGACAGAAAGACGAAUGGACAAUGUAGUUAGGGAACUUCGUCAGAAUGAAAAGUUUUCCCGAUCAGAAGUCAUUAUUGAUUCCCCUAUAAUGAGGGCCAUCGACAGAACAUCCAGCAUCGGAGAAAGGGAAGAAAUAAAAUCCGUCACAGAAACUGAUGUCUUGGACUGGAAAAGAUGA
Molecule: messenger RNA, 3102 nt
Organism: Uloborus diversus
Lineage: Eukaryota; Metazoa; Arthropoda; Arachnida; Araneae; Uloboridae
Exons: 5
Coding region: 1-3102 (1033 amino acids)
Source: RefSeq, a predicted model, not a curated record